Messenger RNA from Exophiala spinifera, 1095 nucleotides. RefSeq lists its product as uncharacterized. Gene Ontology annotation, biological process: mRNA splicing, via spliceosome. NCBI's taxonomy places the organism in Eukaryota, Fungi, Ascomycota, Eurotiomycetes, Chaetothyriales, Herpotrichiellaceae. The coding region runs from base 1 to 1095 and encodes 364 amino acids. Gene Ontology annotation, cellular component: spliceosomal complex. The transcript has 2 exons. The record is from RefSeq and is a predicted model, not a curated record.
AUGGAGGAAGUUGCGAUUUUUCGAUCUGCGAAGCGUAGGAAGACCAAGGCGCCUCGUCAUCAAGAGUCGCCAACGCGCGAUACCGAUCGAGUUUCUCCGACCGACGGGCCGGGAGGACCAACAGUUGAAGAUGUCACCGUCGAGAGCGCCGAAGCUGAUGAAGACGAUGUGUCGACCUUGGUACGCGCGCGGAAGAGCUAUCGAAGUCGUGCUGCCGGAGUGCAAUUCUCGACUGCGGCGGCUUCUUCGGAUCAUGACAUGAAGCAGAUUGACACAAGUAUGGUUCGAAGCGACCAUGUUCCUGAAAAGCGAAUAGAUAUCUCGGAUCGAUUUACCACCGCUACCGGUCAGGUCGUUAACGACGAUCGUAACAUGAUCGCGUACAUAGAUUCAGAACUGGCCAAACGACGCAAUCUCGCUGGACCAAGCUUCAACGGCCCACAGCCACAGCCUCAUGAGGAUACAAGGCCAACCUCGGUAACGACGUCAGGUAUAUCGGCUACCACGAAUACGAUACCUCUCACCGGUCGGCCUUCUGCACGUCAACUUGCAGAAGUCGACCUCGGAUCAUCUGCUCAUGAUAGAAAUCUCGCGCGCACGCAAGCGGCACUGGAAAGGGCCAAGCUGGGCCUCCCUCCUGUCGAAGACGAACCGAAGCCACCAAAACCACGCAAGCCGCGACUCGGCCGUGACGGCAAGCCAUAUAGGCCGCGGCCGCGCAAGCGGCGGAAUAGCGAGGACCUCGCUCGUGACGCACUUGUUGAGCAGUUGAUGCGGGAGAACAAAUUGGACCUUUAUGAUGCGACUGAAUUGCUGCGGCAAAGGGAACGGGAGGCCGCUGCAGAGAACGGGGACGAACACUCGGGCGAGAGUGAUGCGGAUGAACGAAUGGCAGAACAGUUCCGACAGGACUUUAUGGAUGCAAUGCACGAGCGGAGACAGAGGGCCAGGGCGACAACACAAGCCAAAGCCAAAGCCAAGGCCAAAGGGUCUGGUGCGACGGAGUCCAGAGGACCGAAGCUGGGAGGUAGUAGAAGUGCGAGGGCGAAAAUGGCUCAACUGCAGCAACAGUCACAAACGUCUGGGAAAAAAUGA